CAUGGGCCAAGGUGAGGAGGUGAAGACGAGGCCUGAGCCGAAGGUGGAGAUUCAGGAGAGAGGCGAGGUUUUCUUCUUCUACCGGCCGAGGGUCGACAAGGAAGAAGCUCACAGUGCCAGCGAUGUGCAGCGGAUGUACGUCGUGCUCCGGCCGGAGUCAGGCGAGCGCUCCGUGGAGGGAAAGCAGUCGCCGGACUCGGGCAAGGAAAGCAAGAUGAACUCCAAGGAUGAAGUUCAGGUGGGUUCUGAGGACGGCGGGAACGACAAGGGUGGCGAUGGUCAGGAUGGAAAGGAAGGCGGCUAUGGCCGGGAGGAGGUGAACAUCGAAGAGCAGCCGCUGUUUCGCUUCAUCGUCAUGGGGAAGAAGAGCUUACCUGAUCCAAGUCAGAGAAGCCGUCCUUUCUGGGGUUUCGUGGAACUGGUGACGACGAAGGUGGACGACAUCAAGAAAGCUCUCCAAGGAGAGGAGUACGAGACAGCAACUCGUGGCCACCGUCGCAGGCCUUCGGCGAGAGCGCUGGCGGAGGGCGUCUACCGCAUACUGCGGCACCAAUCAGGCCGGCGGACGCACACCCACCUCGUCUACAAGCUCGAGUUUCCGCCGGGCGAUGCCGAGAACGAGCCGCAGGAGUCGCUGAACAUAGAGCGCGAGGCCUCCUUCCUCAUCCAAAUCAAGAACCCCGAACAAGGCGGUGGUGGCGGCUUCGCAGGACUGCAGAGCAAGCGUAGGGCAUGCUUCCCCGCCCACCUGCAGGGCCAGUUCGGGAAGCGGCGGUUCGGGCCCGCGGACCCGCCGGACUUCCUCAACUACGAGGGCUGCGAGCUGCUGCUGAUCGCUGCGUCGGACGACAUCGACGAGGAGCUGGGAUUGGAGCUGAGGACGGAGUGCGAGGCGGAUGCCAAGUGCUCGGACCUGCUGCAGGUGUUCGGCGAGACGGCCGCCUCCAAACCUCUGCUAAGCGGCGCCUGGGUCUGAGUUGCGCUCGCCACUUGGUGUGUUUUGCAGGUCAUUUU
Musa acuminata AAA Group (dessert banana) is the source of this 1014-nucleotide messenger RNA. RefSeq lists its product as uncharacterized. The transcript is spliced from 4 exons. NCBI's taxonomy places the organism in Eukaryota, Viridiplantae, Streptophyta, Magnoliopsida, Zingiberales, Musaceae. The record is from RefSeq and is a predicted model, not a curated record. The coding region runs from base 2 to 976 and encodes 324 amino acids.